This is a messenger RNA of Debaryomyces hansenii CBS767, 1311 nucleotides long. RefSeq lists its product as uncharacterized. The record is from RefSeq and is a predicted model, not a curated record. Gene Ontology annotation, cellular component: membrane. The transcript has a single exon. NCBI's taxonomy places the organism in Eukaryota, Fungi, Ascomycota, Pichiomycetes, Serinales, Debaryomycetaceae. The coding region runs from base 1 to 1311 and encodes 436 amino acids.
AUGAUUAAAGAUACAGAGCAACACCUGUCAAAUAUACUAUCGGAUCUGAGAGAUAACAUUAGUAAUGAAAAUUUGAAUCCGCCGGAUUUGCAGAAUGAUGAUUCAUUCAUUAAUAACAACUCAUUCGAUGAUUUAUUAUUUGAUAGACCUAACGACAGCUAUAUGGGAUGGUAUGGACGAACACGGAGAUUUAUUCAAGAGUCUCUAUAUGAGAAGUACGUCAUACCCAAUGUUGGGAUUUCGCUUUUGAUAUUAUCCCAGCUAUUUAAUUCUAUAAUGAUCACUACAUGUAAGUUGUUGAUAACAGAUAAGGAAUUUGAGACACCCAUACAUCCUUUACAGAUAUUGUUUGCAAGAAUGAUUAUUACAUAUAUUUGUUGUGUGGUGUACAUGUUCGUAACGAAAUGUGUUCCGGAUGCACCAUUUGGUCCAAAGAAACUACGUAAUUUGUUAUUUAUGAGAGGCGCUUUUGGCUUUUUCGGAGUCUUUGGUCUUUACUACUCGUUGCAAUAUCUUAGUUUAUCAGAUGCAGUUGCAAUCACUUUUAUUAUUCCCAUGGUUACGGCAUUUUUAGCAUGGGUUAUCUUGCAUGAAAGAUAUUCAUUGAUAGAAGCGGCUUGUGGGGUUAUUUCUUUGGGUGGUGUCAUCUUGAUUGCAAAACCGAACUUCAUAUUUGGUGAAUCAGAACUUUCAGGGGAUGAUUCCAUAGAAUCAUCUUCCACUGAAAAAAGAUUGCUUGCGUCAGGGGUUGGAUUAAUAGGGGUUUUAGGGGCAUCAUCUGUUUAUAUCAUUUUAAGGAAAAUAGGACAUGAAGCCCAUCCAUUGCUUUCAGUAAGUUACUUUGCAUUAACGUGUGUUCUCAUUUCCUUUAUCUCGUUAAUCUCAUUGCCGUCAUUAUCCUUUGCAGUGCCGCAGAAUAAUUAUCAAUGGUUUCUUUUCUUUUUGAUUGGAAUUUUCGGAUUCUUAAUGCAAUUCUCCUUGACUGCCGGCGUCCAACGAGUUAAUGCUGGCCGGGCCGCAUUGAUGAGUUAUACCAAUAUGGUGUUUGCUAUUAUCUGGGACUUAAUAUUUUGGGGCCAUCUCCCAGGUAUCUUAAGUAUCCUAGGUAUCAUAAUUAUAAUUGGAAAUGCAUUUAUCGUAGUGAAGUAUAAACCAAACGAUAAUACAAGUCCUGAUAUAGAGCAAAAUGCCGGGGAUGACGGUAAGUAUUCUGUUGAUAGGGAUGAUAUUUCGUUACAAGAAUUCAUUAUUUCAGACGAAGACGACGAUAAGGACCCAGCUCCUCGUGCAACCCAAGGAUCGUCCCAGUGA